CGCCAGUCAGUCACCGUCGCAAGAGGCAAACAGUUCGCAUCACACACGGACACGCGACGUUCUUCGGUUUCGGAUCGCGCGUCGUCGCCGUAUCGGAAUUUAUUAUUUUGCCUCUCUGCUAAUUGCUAGAGAGGUUCCGCCACCGUCGUCGCCGCUACUUCCACCGCGAAAUUUUCCGAGGGGUGGGUGAGAGUGUGAGUGUGCCGAGAGGGUAUUUUUGCGGGUUCGAUUGGGAGCAAGUUACCGGAUUCCGAACAGAACCAGAACACACGGUGCAACCUCGAUCUCGGGAACGGGACCGCGAGAGGUUUCCAGCCAAAGUUUGCGGCAAGAACUGUCAUCGGGUGACACUGCGCGAGUGGGAAAGAAUUUGCCGCGCGCGCGUGAGUUAGAACGAGAGACAAAGCGCGAUCUCGUUUCAAGUGUCGCGAAAUUCCGAGUGUGUGACACACGCACGCACGUUCGCACGUACAAUCCGGAUUACCGAGAACGCAGGACAGGUCGCGCAACCAGCAAUCAACCUGCUUAAUCUGAGCAGUUCUGCGCCGAAGAGCCUGGCCCACCAAACCAGCGCGACGCAGCCCCGAAUUCCAUUCCAGAAUUUUGACUGUUCAUAAAACAAGCAACAACUCGUCGUCGACGUCCACGAAAACCAACCCGAAAGCAGAACCCUGGAGAAGAGGGCGAAGUAAUUUCAUUUUAACAAGAUUCCUGUUUCUUCGGAGCUUUGCGCCUCCACUUCUGGUGGGUACUGGCUGUACAACAACCACCACUCACGGAGUCUCGUUCUCUCCGUCUCUCUCGCGCCGUAUUCUGGUUUCUUCGGGCCACCUCGUCCGUACACAGCGAGGAGGUGCGGGUGUAUUUGUGGGCUACUUCGCCGCCGCCGCCGCCGCUACUUGAAACCAAUACACAGAGGCGCGCAGGUCUUCGCGCAGCAGUAACAAGCACCAGCUUCCAAGAAGUUCAAGAACUUGAGAGAGAGCCACACAACCGCGCUGGCGCAGGCACCAGCAGACGCAAUGAACUGAGAUCGGGAUCGCGCGCUCGCGACGGGAUUUUCGAGAAAUAAAAAACGUCGAGUUUGUGGGAUUUGUGCGUGCCACGGAAUGUGCCGGAACGGGAACCUGCAGCAGCAACCGGACAGUAACAGUUUCAAGCAGCGGAAGAAAGUGAGGCUGGAGCAGCAAGUGAGGUGUGUGGGAGUGUGAACGCAAGCAAGCAAAACCUCAACAGGAGCAAAAGUGCAAUGUGAAUCAUAGGUUUAAGGUGUUGUGGAAAUAUUUGGUCAGUUUAGAGCGAGUGUGUGAAUUCAAACCAAUCAAAACAAGUGCCUUUUUUGAGAAGAGCUUGAUGCAAGUGCCGGGAAGAUGCCUCACAACAGCUCCACCGGUGAUGAGCUCGGCAGCACAGACGAGGUCAAGGUGUUUAAGGAUGAGGGGGAUCGGGACGACGAGAAGUUGUCGGAGAACCUGCUGGAGGAGAAGUCCAGCUUGAUUGAUUUGACCGAGAGUGAGGAGAAGACGGUGAAGAAUGGGACGAGCCGGCACGAGCAGAACCCGGCGUACGGCAAGUUGCCGCACGGGCACCCGGGGUUCAACAUGGGUUACCUGGUGCCACCGUACGCGUACCCAAACGGGGCCGCGGCAGGCCUUCCGGUGUCGAUGGCGAACAAGAUGGGCCUGCCGCCGUUUUUCUGUCACAAUGGAGACCACCUGUCAUCGCCACCACCUGCCCACUGCGGAAUCCUGCCGUACCAGCUCGAUCCCAAAACGAUGGGACUGACUAGGCCACCGCUGUACAGCUUCCCCACCAGCCAGUAUCCUUAUCCAAUGCUGAGUCCGGACAUGCCCCUGGUGGCAUCGUCGUGGCACACUCCGUCAAUGUACGGGCCGGCGACCGGCUUCCGGAAUCCGUACCCUGCGUCACUGCAGAUCUACACGUCCCUGCCGAGCGAUUUCUACCGAUACUCGCCAAGUUUGCUUCCGUCGGUGCACACGCAUCCGAUGUUGAACUCCCAUCCCGCCAUAAUUACCCCCGGUCCCAAGCAGGACAUUCUCGGUCAGGGCGGUCGAUCGUCGUCGAAUCAGCCGACGAUCAAACAGGAAGGUGGGGAGGAGUCCUCGCGGUACCACCGAUCCUCCAGCAAUAGCCAUCACAGCCAAUCACAUCACGAACAGAACAAUCACAACAGCAGCAGCAACAACAACAAUAGUAGCAAUCACAAUCACAACAACCAUCACGGGCACCACCAGCGGCAAUCGCUCUCGGAUAAGGAGCUUGCGGCGGAGAAGAAGAAAAAUCACGUCAAGAAACCGUUGAACGCGUUCAUGCUGUACAUGAAGGAGAUGCGCGCGAAAGUGGUGGCGGAGUGCACUCUCAAAGAGUCGGCCGCCAUCAACCAGAUACUGGGCCGGAAGUGGCACUCGUUGACGCGGGAGGAACAGAGCGUGUACUACGACAAGGCCAGACAGGAGCGGCAGAUGCACAUGGAGUUGUACCCGGGCUGGACGGCCAGGGAUAACUACGGAUACGGGGCGAAAAAGAAAAAGAGGAAAAAGGACCGAAGUCCGGCGGAUCCGGGUGGAAACAGUAUGAAGAAGUGCCGAGCGAGGUACGGGUUGGACCAGCAGAACCAGUGGUGUAAGCCGUGCCGACGUAAGAAGAAGUGCAUCCGGUACAAGGAGAUGACGGACAGCGAGGAGGGUCGCGAUCAGGGAUCGGACGAUGCAAUCGGUAGCUGUGGCAGUAUGGACGAUUCCAAGAGUCCGGAAGAUGAUCGGGAAUCGCUGAACCAGUCGAUGUCGAGUCCACGGAGUAUGAGCGUGCUGUCGAGUUUGCAGUCUCCAUCGACGAGCAUAGCGUCACCGCUGAACCUGCUGGCUAGUCCGGCGACCCCGACCAGCUACUACCACCACCACGAUCACCUCGGGCUAGCGUCGAUGAUCGCGGCGCAACAGCAGCAGCAGCAACAAGCCCUCCAGAACAGUGUCAGUGACAAACUGAACAACAUCAGCAGCGACAGUGGUCUCAGUUCCCAGCUGAACAACAGCUACAGCAACAACUUUAGUCCGUACAGCAAUCACCACACGAUUCGAAGCAGCGCAAAUCAACACGGCAGCAAUAGUACCAGCAAUAACCUCAACUCGGGGGUCAACAGCCCGCCGGGACUCCUAAACGGCGGCAGUGGCAGUGGUUCCAACAAGAAUCAUCACAGCAGCUCCGGCAGCAACAGUCUUCCCCCGCACCACCAACAGCCCCAUCCACCGGCCACGGGUCCACCUCCGAACGGCAGCAGUAGCAGUGUCUCAGCGUUACAAAUUCCCCCGCAUCUUCAGCAGCUCAGCCUGUCCGGGUCGUCACCACCCACGUCUUCCUCCUCAGCAGCAGCAGCACUGCCUCCAACGAGCCACCUCAUCAAGGAAGAACCGGGCUGUCUGCGGACAAGCCCGCCCAACUUCCUCCUCCAGCACCACCAGGCCGCGGUCAUGGCCGCCGCCGCCGCAGCCCACCUCCACCGGCAACACCAGCAGCAGCAGCAGCAGCAACACAACGGGGAUCUCACGAUCGUCGGCGGGGACCUCUCCGGCCGGAGUUCCAGCAGUGCAACCAACAACGACAGUGGCCGCAGCACCGGCAGUAGUCAAGCCAACAGCACUAGUGAUAGGUAGUAGUAGUGGCGAAAGUGUCAAGGGGGGCCCUACUUAAUUGAUCAUUUUCGAGGCUAGUUUGAGAGCCCCAUUAUUAUCGCGGUCAUUGUUUGCACUGGACGCGCCCCGCGACAACGCCGUUUAACGCCAGACGAACGAACGUCUCAACCAAAAGGGAGAUCCGGAGGGAGAAUGCUUAAUUUGACACAUUGUACCCCUGCGAGC
This is a messenger RNA of Culex quinquefasciatus (southern house mosquito), 3875 nucleotides long. RefSeq names its product protein pangolin, isoforms A/H/I/S. Gene Ontology annotation, biological process: regulation of transcription by RNA polymerase II; canonical Wnt signaling pathway. The record is from RefSeq and is a predicted model, not a curated record. The coding region runs from base 1371 to 3671 and encodes 766 amino acids. Gene Ontology annotation, cellular component: beta-catenin-TCF complex. Gene Ontology annotation, molecular function: DNA-binding transcription factor activity, RNA polymerase II-specific; RNA polymerase II cis-regulatory region sequence-specific DNA binding. Lineage: Eukaryota; Metazoa; Arthropoda; Insecta; Diptera; Culicidae. The transcript has 2 exons.